AUGAUAGUUGAUGGUGGACUUUGGCUGAGUCGGCCUCGUCAUAUACCGAAAGAGGCAGUGAGGCAAGUAUCGCGAGCACUAGAAAAGAAAUCCAGAAAUGAACCAGUUGGAGUUCCCAAAAGCAAGCUGUGA
This is a messenger RNA of Lathyrus sativus (Indian pea), 132 nucleotides long. Lineage: Eukaryota; Viridiplantae; Streptophyta; Magnoliopsida; Fabales; Fabaceae. The record is from the annotation of a GenBank genome assembly.